AUGGAGUCUGCCGGACAGUGGAGAAAAUCUGCAAUUUUAUUAUUUCAUUUUCUGGUGUUUAAUAGUACAUCCUCUUAUCAACCUUCAUUUGGAAACACAGUGAAUGUGAGCAGCGAGAGGCAGUCUGCAGACAGCGUCUUAGGACAGCAUACGCUUCCCUCCUGGUAUUAUACAUCAAUUGAUGCAGUGCCCAAACAUGACACAGUCAGCAUACGCUCUCGUAACAGAUGGCGAACACAGAUGGCUUUCUCCAAACCUGUUUAUUCAUUUGAAGUGAGAGAAGACACAGUACCAGGAACAGUUGUGGGAAAGGUGGAAACAGCGUUUGAGACUCUCACGCCUAUCACAUACUCAGUGCAGGAGGAUGACGGAGAGAACCUGUUCCUCCUCAGCCCCCUCUCAGGGGAGUUCCUAUUAUCCCGCAGCCUGGAUUUUGAAGCACAAAGCUUCUACAUACUCACUGUGGUGAUCCAGCAGGGGGAUUCACAGGUAUCCAGUGUCAGGGUGUACGUCAAUGUGCUGGAUGUGAACGACAACCCCCCUGUUUUCAGUCAGGAUACCUUUUCUGCUUCAUUGCUUGAAGACACCCGUGUUGGCACUUGCUUCUUGUCCUUGAAUGUGUCUGAUAAAGAUGAUGGUGCCAACGGAGACUUGAAACUUAAAGUGGUGGGUGGAGAUGAAGAGGAAAUGUUCUUCAUAAACCCAACUGGUAGUUUAUGUCUAAACACAGAGCUGGACAGAGAGAUACAACCCCUCUACAAUCUGACUGUGACAGCCAACGACUGUGUCCAGCCUGAGUCUUUACAGUUCACCAGCACAGCACUUGUUAUUGUGGUUGUUGAGGAUGUCAAUGACAAUGCACCGUGCUUUGUGUCAGCCAACACAGUCAGUGUACCAGAGGACACAGCAGUUCAUUCUGUUAUAAUGACUGUACAUGCUAAGGAUGAAGACGCUGGAUACAAUGGGGAAGUUUUAUAUUAUUUAAACAACACCUCUGGUGAUGUGUUUAGCAUUGACAACAGAAGUGGAAUCAUUUACCUGGAGGAGGCAUUAGACAGAGAACAGGAAGAUAUCCUGAGUAUUACUGUAACUGCCACCGAUAAAGGCUCACCCAGGAUGGCAACCACCAUGAAUCUCACGGUGCACGUUAUAGAUGUAAAUGACAACGACCCCGAGUUCUCACAAAGCUCCUACAGUGUGACAGUCAGAGAGGAUAUCCCCAGAGGGUCGAGCCUGCUUCAGGUUCAGGCUCAUGAUCAAGAUUUUGGGACUAAUGGACAAAUGCGCCACAUAUUGACCCAAGCGAGUCCAUUUGUGGUGGAUGCGGUUCGAGGUGUGAUCACAGUCAUGGAUAAACUGGACAGAGAGAGCGAUUCAAACUACACUUUGACCAUAACAGCUGUAGAUCAGGGGAACAUACCCAGAUCUACUACUGCUGCUAUCAGUGUCUCAGUGUUGGAUGUCAAUGACUUUGCACCCCUCUUUAGUCCAGAAACACUGACCAUACAUGUAAUGGAGAAUGAAGAGGACCCCUCUCAGCUAAUACAUCAGUUUUCAGCUUUGGAUGAAGAUUUAGGGGUCAACAGCCAGCUUACGUAUUUCAUACAGAAAGGAAAUAGUGACGGUUUGUUCUCCAUCACUCCCAAUGGCACGUUUCAAAUUUUACACAGCCUGGACAGAGAGAGGGAAUCGUUGUACUCCGUCAUCAUCAUUGCUGUUGAUUCAGGACUGGCGCCUCUAACAGGUACUCUAAAUGUACAAGUCAUAGUGGAUGAUAUCAAUGAUAACCAUCCAGAGUUUACUGAAGAAGUCUACAACACCAUAGUAUCUGAGGACAGUCAUACAGGCACUGUGUUUGCCAUGGUGACAGCAUCUGAUGUUGAUGAAGGUCUCAGUGCGGAUAUAAGGUAUUCCAUGGAGAACAUUGAUGUGCCUUUUGCCAUUGACGAAACGUCUGGAGAGCUGUUUACAACUGAUGUCCUGGACAGGGAGACAGUAGCUAUCUACAGGCUGAUUGUGAUUGGCCAUGAUAAGCAUCCCACUCAGCCUUUGUCGAGCUCAGUGGUUGUUACUGUGCUCAUUGGAGAUGUAAAUGACCACUGGCCCCAGUUUAUGAACAGCCCUUAUGUGGCGUAUGUGCCCACCGAGAUGGCCUCAGGCUCAGUUGUUUGUGCAGUAAGAGCAACAGAUGGAGAUACUGAAAUGAAUGCAGAGCUACAGUAUUCGUUAUAUGGACAACAUUCAGAUCUGUUUUUCAUCUAUCCAGAUAGUGGCACUGUUUUAACUUCAAGUGCUCUCCAGAGAACAGAAGAUAUUGUUGUCAAUGUACAUGUGGAAGAUUCUGGAGAAAAUCCAAAGUUUGACGUCACCACCAUCAGUAUCCGGUUUCAGAAUAUGUCUGAGUUUCCUCAGAUGAAUGUGGAUGUUCUGAAUGAUUCCCUCUAUGAGGACGAGCCAGUGGGAACAUUAGUGGCGGUUGUCUCCGCAGAGAGCAUCAGAGCUGAACCCGUCUCUUUUUAUCUAGCUUCUGGAAACUUUGAAGACAUGUUUCAUGUGGAGCAAUUAAGUGGAGCAUUGACAGUGGAGAACCCUCUGGAUUAUGAGAACAAGAAGGAGUUCACUUUGUUGAUAGAAGCCAGAGACUCUGGUUUGCCGCCUUUCUCAUCAUUUGUAGAAAUCCACAUUAACAUCAGUGAUGUAAAUGAUAACUUCCCUCAGUUCACCCAACCCGAAUACAGGUGUGAGGUUUUUGAGAACUCCCCACCAUCCUGGGUUUGUGAUGUUCUCGCUAUUGAUGCUGAUUCAGGCGAAUAUAGCACAGUGCAGUACAACAUAACAGAAGGAAACACUGAAAAUCUUUUCACAAUUGACCCUGAAAACGGUUUAUUGAGCACCACUGAGAGUUUAGACAGAGAAAAUAUUGCUGAAUUCAAUUUAACAGUUGAAGCCGCAGAGCUAAACAACCCACUUCAUAAAGACAGAGCAAUUGUCAUUGUUGUCGUUUUAGACAGAAAUGACAACGCACCUCGGUUUUCACAGAUAUUUCUCACAGAGGUACCCGAGGAUUCCCCUGUUGGACACACAAUUCUACAAGUCACCUCAACUGAUGAUGAUACAGGUGCCAAUGCAAUAAUUAAUUACUCUAUAAUUGACGAAAGUGAUGAUAUGCCAUUUAAUAUCGACUUCACCACUGGCUACAUCACUAUUGAAAGACCUCUGGACAGAGAGAUGCAGGAUAUUUAUAUCUUGAAAGUAAACGCAAAUGAUUCAGCAUGGAGCAUUAGCACUGACGUCACUAUAGUCAUUGCAGAUGUCAAUGAUAAUAGACCAGUAUUUUCUGAUCAUUUUUACACUGUGGUCCUGCCUGAAACAAAAGACAAAGAGGUGUUUGUUAUGCAGGUUCUUGCUACAGAUGCAGACAUAGGGCAAAACCGUGAGAUUUUGUAUGUUAUUGAAUCACAGAGUGAGGAGUUUUGGGUCAACGCUUCCUCUGGUGAAAUCUAUACAAAGCAGCCAAUGAUGUUACAAAAUUCUACUUUUGAUAUCUACCAGUUUACAGUCACUGCAUUUGAUUGUGGCAGUGUUCCUCUGUACAGUAACGCUACUGUCACAGUAAGACUAGAACCAUACAACUACUACCCACCAAUAUUUUUACCUUUUCCACCUCUGAUUGCUAUACCGUAUUACAUGGCUGUUGGUACUGAGGUGAUCCAGAUUACAGCAAUAGACCAGGAUGUCAAUAAUGCUAGCAGUGUUAUUGAAUAUGACUCAAAUGGUGGUAAUGCAUCUGAUUUCUUCUGGAUCCAAGCGGACAACGGAAAAGUAGUGUUAUAUCAAAGUGUGUUUGAGAGUGAAAAUUUGGUUCUCACUUUAUUAGUUAUUGCAAAAGAUCAGGGCUCCCCCUCUCUAUCAUCACAGGCAGAAAUCACUUUUGAAAUUACUGGAAAGAAUCAAUUUUCUCCAAGUUUCAGAGAGCGAGAUGUCACAUUCUCUGUCCCUGAAGACUUGACGGUAGGAUCGGUAAUUGGGAAAAUUCAAGCAGAAGAUGAGGACUAUGGUCCCAAUGGUGCCAUUAAGUACAGCAUUACCCAGGAAAAUCCAUAUUUACCAUUCUCUGUAGGAGAAGCCUCUGGGCUGCUAAUACUGAAUAGAGAGCUUGACUUUGAAACAGAAGUUAUUUAUCAACUCCAAAUCAAAGCCAUGGAUGGUGGCCGCGUCUCUAAAACUGGAAUGUUAAAUGUUACAGUGGUAGUUAUUGAUGUAAAUGACAAUCCUCCAGUAUUUUCAUCCUCAGAGUACACAACCUCAGUGGCAGAAAAUUUAGAAAUUGGCACAAAUGUCCUAGAUGUGAAGACUACUGAUGCUGACUCAGGGGUAAAUGCACAAAUAUCCUACUCUCUCAUUGCUGGUCAUGUGGAUAAAUUUGCAAUUGAUUCAAGAAAUGGCUCAAUCACCACCUCAGAGGUCUUUGAUUAUGAGCGAGAGCAGCUCUUUGAUAUAACAAUCAAAGCUUCAAACAAUGGUGGUCAUCCAUUGUUUAGUUUGGCACAUGUUGUCAUCCAAAUCAUAGAUAUCAAUGAGUUCACACCUACAUUCAGGAAAAAAGAAUUUAACUUUUCGGUAUUUAAAAAUGUGCCUGUUGGAACGAAGAUUGGAGAAGUAACAGCUACAGAUGAUGACCGAGGCUCUGAAGGUCAGGUGUUUUACCUGAUGUUUGGUCAAAACAAAUAUAUGGGCUUUGAGAUCAACAAACAUUCUGGAGAAAUAUACACGACUGGCAGUUUGAGGAAACAAGGCAAUAGUCGUGUAGUUUUAAAAGUUAUGGCGAAGAACUCUGGUGUUAUUACUGGUAUUGGUGUAGAUGAGGCAUUGGUCCACAUCAGUGUGAUUGACACAAACGAUGCACCUGAAUUCACCUCGACACUUUAUUUGGUGAAUGUCACAGAAGACACCCCAGUUGGGACAUCUGUCUUAACUGUGACUGCUGUGGAUCAGGACUCCGUCUUGGACUGGAAUCGUGUUUUCUUCAGUAUUGAAAGUGGAAACACAAACUCCUCCUUUGCUGUUGAUCCAUCCAGUGGAAUUUUUUUAGUAAACUCUCCACUUGAUAGAGAACUGUUGCCAAUGUAUAAUCUAACUGUUUUAGCCACUGAUAAUGGCUCUCCACCAGCCACUGGGACUACUAAUGUCAUUGUGACUAUUGAUGAUGUUAACGACAACGCUCCCAAACUCACAUUUACUGAGGCAGAAGUGAAGGAAAAUCAGCCUCAAGGUACCAUAGUUGCCAAGUUAACUGCCACUGAUUAUGAUUUGCCACCAAACCAGGGACCUUUCACGUACUGGUUGGUCAAUCCUACAGCAGGUAGUGCUUUUUCGCUGACUACUGAUGGAGUUUUAUUCACUACAAGGACUAUUGAUCGGGAACAAACCUCUGUAUAUCAAGUCCUGGUGGCUGUUAGGGAUGCAGGGAUCCCUCUGCUGUCAUCAACAACAAUGAUCCAGAUCAAGAUUCUGGAUGAAAAUGAUAACCCCUCAUUGCCCAGAAAUAUCUUCAUUGAGGUGAAAUAUUUUGGAAAUUCUUUCCAAGGAGGAAUGAUCGGCAAUGUUGAUCCUGAGGAUCAGGAUGAGUCUGAUGAAUUCAGCUGCGCCAUCAAAAGUGGACCACUUAAUAUGUUUACAAUAGCAAAUAACACAUGUGAGCUGAGGUCGUCUCCUUUUCAAGGUGAGGCGACAUUUAACAUCACUAUUGAAGCUACAGACCACCUUCACUUCCCCGUCAACAACAGCAUCUAUAUAAACUACAAAGGAUUCACGAAUGCCUCCAUAGACAGCUGCAUCUUCUUCUAUGUGUUAGCAUCUUCAAUGGAAGAAUUUUUAACACAUAAGUAUUUGCGGUUUGUGAAAGCUUUGGACAGUCUGUUUAACCUACAGGCUUCUAAGACUCAUGUAUUUGGAAUCAAGCGUAUUGGCAGGGAAAUCCUUCUUUUGGCUGCGGUUAAAAAUUAUAACGGUCAAUAUCUCAGCAGAGAAGUAGCCACUGGUGUCUCUGCAGGCCAUAAGAAACUACUGGAGACUCAGGGUAAUGUGACGAUCUCCCACAUCACAAGUGAUCCAUGUCACACCGGCCCUUGUCAAAAUGGGGCAACGUGCAACAAAAACGUUUACAUCAGUCAGGAUGUUGCUGUUCUGGAAAGCACGGCGGUCAUUUUUGUGUCACCGCAGAAAGAGGUUUUUAAUUGCACCUGCCCAGCAGGCUUCACCGGGACACUGUGUGAAGAUGACAUUGAUGAAUGUGAGGUGAAUCCCUGUCAGAAUAAUGGCACAUGUGUGAAUACUCUGGGAGGUUUCUAUUGCCACUGUCAGAGUGGCUUCUCUGGCUUUGUCUGUUCUACUGAUGUAGACGAAUGCCUGAAGCUAAAAUGCCAAAACGGAGGAACUUGUAUUCCCACUCAGGAUGGAUAUCGCUGUCAGUGUGUGCCUGGAUUUGAAGGAGAAGUGUGUGCGCAGAUCACGGACCACUGUAGAUCAACUCCCUGUGUUCAGGGAAGCUGCACCAAUUCACAGGCAGGGUUUUCCUGUCAGUGUCCCUUUGGCGUCAGUGGAGUCCACUGUGAGGACCACAGUUAUGGCUUUGAGGAACUGUCCUUCAUGGAGUUUCCCCCGUUGGACCGCAGGACUAAUUUAAUUUCUCUAGAGUUCGCGACAGUGCAGAGGAACUCUUUGCUCCUGUACAACCCUGGAGGAUCGUCCAGCAGAGAGUUCUUUGCCCUGGAGAUACUGGACGGGGCAAUACAUCUGUCUUAUGACCUGGGAUCAGGACCUGUAAGGCUGCAGACAAACAAGCAAGUGGCAGAUGGAUAUUUUCACAGUGUCACUGUCAGGAGGAUUGGCAAUAUGGGUUCUUUGCAUGUGGACAACUGCACAGAUGUUGAGAACAAUGGAUUUUGCUUUUCACACAGUGAAGGCAGAAGCUUAGCGAGGACACUAGACGUUGGCAGUAAUAUGACAUUUGGAGGUCUGAGGACUUUUGAAUCUAUUUUACUGCACCCUGCUCAGAUAAAAACCCAUGACUUUGUUGGGUGUGUCCGCAACAUUUAUGUGAACGGCAUCCUGCUGAGACCUUCAAUGGCCCUUGCAACAUAUAACAUCCUUGAUAGGUGUCCUCGGGCAACACCAUCACCAUGUCACAGCAACCCAUGUAAGAACGGCGGCAUGUGCCAUGAUCGUUGGUCUGACUAUUUUUGUGAGUGCAAAAGCCUUUUCACUGGAAGCAACUGCACUAAAGAAAUGUCAGAAGAGCUUGUAUUGCGAUUUGAUGGGAAUGACUACAUUGAAUAUGUCAUCAAGGAGCAAUUCAAGAGAGACUACCUACUAAAAGACUUGCUGGAUGAUGAAAAAAAGGGAAAUGCCAAAAGCCAAACAGCGAUUAAUAUCAAGUUCAAGACCCAAGAUAAUGGAGUGUUGAUGUUUGUUGUUGGACAGAGAGGAUCCACUUUGCUAAUGAUAAAAGACAGAAAGCCUGUGUACAUUUCCAAAUAUACACUGUCCGGACGCCUGUCAGAGUUCACUGUGGAUUCUCCCGUGACUGACGGAGUGUGGCAUGUCCUCUCCUUGGUCAGCAAUGGACAGAACACCUUUCUGCUUCUGGAUGGUAAAGCAGCCUUGAACAUAUCCGAGCAAAGUAUGGAUCUCACUCCUGCUAGUGUGGAAAAGAUUAUUUUUGGUGCAGCUGUGACUGAUUCAAAUCUCCAACAGUCAGGCUUUACUGGAUGUGUGCAAUAUUUCAAUGUGACCGGUUACACUCUGCCUGUCACUGGACACAGUGAGAUGGUGGACGUCUGGCCUAGUUCGACUCUUGUCCAGUCGAGCUGCAGUUCCGUGGAUGACUGCUUUCCCUCGCCCUGCUCUGAGGAGGCCAGAAGAGGUCCAAACCGGUGGAGGUGUGGACCCACUGUGCAAAACAGGUCCUGCAUCUGUUUACAUAACGUGUCUGACCACACCUGUGAUAUCUGCAUCUCUGACAAAGAGAGUCAUGAUCAAUGCUCUGAGGAGCGGGAGCAGGGCAGUUUGCCUCUGUGGCUCAUAGCUGUGGUUCUCCCUGUAAUCUCCAUCCUGGUGUUUAUAGGAAUGUGUGUUGUCCUUUACAGAGUGAGGCGGAAGAAUGCAAAGCAUCGAAGUGAUAAUGUGCCACAGAAAACAGAGCAAGGGACAGACAAUGUGCUGUUUUGCUUUAAUGACAACCUAACUCUGACAGGUGCUGCAUCUGCAGGAAAACAGACACAACAUGACCCAAUGAGUGCUGAUCAGCAGAGAUUAAGUGUGGAGUUUUACUGUGAUGCCAGUCUGUCAAAUGUUGAGCCAGUGCCAAACAGUGAGCUGGACUAUUAUGAAAUCGGCAGCAUCUCUAGUGCAUUUCAUUCAGACACUGCCUCACUGCAGCUCAGCUGGACCAAACAUUUGUACAGCGCAAAGUGUGUGAAAUCAGAACCUAAACGGUGGGCAGACUUGAGGAUGUUGAUGGCUGGAUUUAAGAAAGAUAGUUCCAGUGAAGAGAAGGCAAAAAGUCCUAUGAAGCCUCUGGAUAAGCAGUUGUUAACUGAGACUGAUGCGGAGGAGCCUUGUUACAGGAAGGUGUUCCUGGAGCCUGUGCAAUACCUCACUUUUGAAGAAAUCAGGAAAAUUACCACUCCACCGGAGCAAAAAAUGUCACAUCGAGCAUCUCUAAGGUCCAGACCUGCCAAGUGCAUCACGGUGAUCGAUGUCUCAUCUGACAGUGAAACAGACAGCACAUUCACUGGCGUGGAGUCUGAGUGUGGACAGUUUUCUCUCAUCAGAGCCAGGAAAUAUAUCCAAGACCAAUCAUCCCUGUCAGGGUGCAGCUUCAAACAACAACGCAUUUUGCCUGUCAGCUUAUUCUUAAAUCACACCUGUCAGCCUGCUGCAGGUCGGCACAAAGCUGAGAGUUCUCCAUCCGGUGUGUUUGAGCAGUGGGAGAAUAUUUUAAGUAUGCACCUGCCUUUCAGCCGCUAUGCUCCUGUGUUUGAGGAUAUUGCAAAUCUGCCCAGUCAACCCAAUCACAGCUACGAUAUGCAAAGUGACAUAGAGGCAAUUAUUUAAUGGUUAAUAGUUGCAGAUAAUGAGACAGACAGGAAAAAAAUAUUUAUGCACUCUAAUACUUGAAUGUUGUUGAAAUGAUUUGAUCUAAAUCAAUGACAUGAGCUUUAGUUUGGACUUUGACCAGGUUCUGCACAAGCAGUGAAUAUUUUUCACUUGAACCAAAAUCUUUUAUCUUUUCAUUUAGACUUCUGAUUAAAGUUUAUUUUUAUAUCUUCAGAGCAGCCAGAGGAUCUAACUGGUAAAGUCAGCCACGUUAAAUGUAAAUGUCACAUUAAUUAUUCAUAUGUAUAUCUGUUGUCUCCUGUUUCUUCUUGUGCAUUGUUUGAUACAUGAAUAUUGA
Messenger RNA from Larimichthys crocea (large yellow croaker), 9457 nucleotides. RefSeq names its product protocadherin Fat 4. Gene Ontology annotation, molecular function: cadherin binding; beta-catenin binding; calcium ion binding. Gene Ontology annotation, biological process: multicellular organism development; cell migration; homophilic cell-cell adhesion. Gene Ontology annotation, cellular component: catenin complex; plasma membrane. Lineage: Eukaryota; Metazoa; Chordata; Actinopteri; Sciaenidae. Bases 1 to 9117 code for a protein of 3038 amino acids. The record is from RefSeq and is a predicted model, not a curated record. The transcript has 16 exons.